GCAUUUUAUGCAUGCUAUUUAAUGAGCUUACAGAACAGUCCAAAAUUCGUUCUGCCGUCUUAUUCUACUCAACAGAAAAGAAGUGCACUUUGUGAUCUUGCUUCAGAUUUUAUGGGCUCACACUUACUUGAAACCAAUAAUGAUAGUCUUUGGACUGAUCUUUAUGCUCCAAAGCACGAAAAUGACUUGGCGAUUAGAUCUGCAAGGAUCAAGGAAGUCAGAAUGGCCAUAAAUAACUCAUCAAUCGGAAAGCAAAAGGGACCUGUCAAAAUACUCAUGUUAACUGGCCCAUCUGGUUGUGGCAAGAGUACACUCAUACGACUCAUUUCCAAAUCAGAUGGCUAUAAACUUAUCGAAUGGUUACCUAGUCGAUGGGCGUACGACGACAAUAGAGCUUAUAAUACCCAGCAUUCAAAUUCACCCAUGGAGCGCUUUAGACAAUUCUUGCAUCAAUCAAUACAUCAAUCUACAUUUGACGAACAAUACAACAAGAAAAUAAUCUUGGUUGACGACAUGCCCGAUCUUACAACUAAUUCCGUAAGGAACCAAUUUCAUUCCAUCCUACAAACCUGCCUCAACAGCCCAGUGCCAUUUUUGCUUGUCUUUAUUGUGUCAGAUGUUUGGCUAUCGACUGAGUCAGUUCAAAGGAGUUAUGAUACACGGUUGGUUAAUAUACGAGAUCUCAUUCCGCCUGGAUUAUCCAUUGAUCAACGACUACAGACAAUUGAGUUCCUGCCAAUUACAAAACCAGCAAUAAAAAAGGUUUUAAGUAAAACAGCAUUAAAGGCAAAUGUUCAGAUCGGAAAGGAUCAAUUAGAUGAACUGUCAGAGCUAAGCAAUGGUGAUAUUCGAGCAGCAAUUAAUAUGCUCCAAUUUUACUCUACAAGCAAGGAUAAUAAUAAAUACUUGGGAAUAAAAAGAAGAAGAGAUGACGAUGCUAGUCUCUUCUGCAGAACGACUGGAUCUUUGUCUUUAUUCCAUGCAGUAGGAAAGGUACUUUAUGCAAAGAGGGAUAUGAAUGGAUAUUAUGAAUCAAAACCAGAGGAUAUUUUAGGCAGACUUCCUGUAGAUAAUGAUUUAUUUAUCUCUUACUUGCAUGAAAACUGUCCAAUGUUCCUUGAUGACAGUGAAGCAUGCGCAGAGGCAUUAGAAAGUCUGUGCGAGGCUGAUCUAAUGCGUUCAAAGGAUGAUUGGCAGAACAAUAUUCUGAGUGCCUGCAGAUGUUUGAUAUCCAUGCAUGGGAUAAUGAUUACCAGGAAAGGAAAGGUUGGCGGCAAUUUAAGACCGUUAAAUAAGCCUAGCUUUUCUGAGGUGCAAUAUAUGGCGGAGGCGAACAGGAAUAAAGAACUUGACUUAAAAAUAACAUCGCUUUACAAUGCCAACAAAGAUACAUCUGAAUCACAAACAAUCAAUCAAGAUCCCAUUCAGGAUUUUAGUGAAGAUGAGUUUGAUACUAUUUAUGGAGAUGGCACUGAACUUAUGGAGCUGCUGGAUGGCUUCUAAACUUUUAAAUAAUGUAGAAAUCAAUAUAUUCUCUUGUGAUCUUUAAAAAGACAUUGAAGCAAGGAAAACUGUAAAAUUUAGGCUUAUAUGUUUCUAUAAACAGAGAGAGCAACAUUGCCUGUGAUGUCUAUAAAAAAUAAAGAAAUAGCUUGCACAAAGGAA
Molecule: messenger RNA, 1665 nt
Organism: Rhizopus microsporus ATCC 52813
Lineage: Eukaryota; Fungi; Mucoromycota; Mucoromycetes; Mucorales; Rhizopodaceae
Product: P-loop containing nucleoside triphosphate hydrolase protein
Exons: 8
Coding region: 22-1503 (493 amino acids)
Biological process (GO): mitotic DNA replication checkpoint signaling; DNA damage checkpoint signaling; DNA repair
Molecular function (GO): chromatin binding
Source: RefSeq, a predicted model, not a curated record